This is a messenger RNA of Phytophthora nicotianae INRA-310, 3401 nucleotides long. RefSeq lists its product as hypothetical. NCBI's taxonomy places the organism in Eukaryota, Oomycota, Peronosporomycetes, Peronosporales, Peronosporaceae. The transcript has a single exon. The record is from RefSeq and is a predicted model, not a curated record. Gene Ontology annotation, molecular function: ATP binding; metal ion binding. The coding region runs from base 69 to 3116 and encodes 1015 amino acids.
CGUGCGUGCGUGUGUAAGGGUCGAUCAGUACGAAAUCUGCCGGCCAAGACUCACAUCAAUUAAGGAGUAUGGGGAACGCCGCCGCCAAAGAAGCCGCCGCCCAUCCGCCGCCAGCGCCGGCCAAAGAGUCGCCGACGCAGCAGCAGAAGGAGCCGUCGUUCCGCGUGCUUUCGGCCGAUCAGCGCGCCAUCACCUUCGACGAGCGUGUGCACCUGCGCGCCGGCGCCGAGGCGCGCGCUGACCGCGUGACGCUCGGCGCCAUGUCGGACUUCCGGCCGCUGCAGCGCGCCGCCACGUACGAUCCUCGUCUGCGCGCGCAGAAGCAGCUACUGACGGCGUCCGACGUGAUGCACCGACGCUUCUUCAACGCACGCGAGCGGCGCGUGAGUACGAGUGCCGACCGCAACCUGUUCCGCAUCGCCGAGGGCGACAAGGAACGGCAGGAGGCCAUUGUGGUCGUAGACCCGUACUCGACGGGUAUGACUAUGGCCGAGAAGGUCCUGGAGCGUGGAUAUCUGUGCGUCUGCGUGUACUCGGACACGCUCGAGGUGACGCAGGAGCGUAUCUCGCACGUCCCCAAGGAAUUGGCCUCCAAGUUCUUGGCCAUCAUCUACCACGACGGAGAAGUGGAGCGCAAGGACGAGAAGAAGGCGCUACAGGACACGGCGGCCGCACUGCGUCGCGUCAAGAGCGUGGACAUCGUCGGGAUCUUCGCCGGCGCCGAGACGGGCGUGCUGCUGGCCGACAAGCUGUCGGAGCACUUCAAGCUCACUACGAACGGCACGAGCGGCUCGAACGCGCGUCGCAACAAGUACGUCAUGGGCGAGAAGGUGCGCGCCUCUGGUCUGCGUGCUGUGGCUCAGGUUCAAGCCACCAAGUGGUCGCAGGUCGAGAGUUUCGUCAAGAAGGAGCUGAUCCCCAUGCUCAAAGGUGGAGACUUCAAGGUGAUCGUCAAGCCUGUGGAAAGCGCCGGUAGUGACGACGUGAUGCUGUGCCACUCGAUGGAGGAAGUACGUACGGCCUUUGGUAAUAUCCAGGGCAAGAUCAACGGACUGGGACUGGAGAACCAGGCCACGUUGGUGCAGGAAUAUCUGGAUGGUACCGAAUACGUCGUGGAUACAGUCAGUCGCAAUGGUGUGACCAAAGUGGUGGCUGUGUGGGAGUACGACAAGCGCGCAGUGAAUGACGCGCCGUUCGUGUACUAUGGCGUUCUACUGCGUGCAGCUCCGGACGGCUCCGUGCUGGCCAAAGUUUGUGAGUACGUGCUGAAGGUGGUGAAGGCUCUGGAGAUCGUACAUGGUCCUGCACAUGCAGAAGUGAAGGUCGUGAGGGGAGAACCGUGUCUAGUGGAGAUCGGAGCUCGCUGUCAUGGUGGAUCUGGCUCGUAUCUACCCAUAGUGACGCCCUGUCUGGGCUACAACCACGUGGACGCUGCAUUGGACUCGUAUCUGGAUGCUGAAGCGUUUGAACGUCUACCAGAACGUCCGAAGGAGCUCAAGUCACACGGCUGUGAAGCUAUGUUGGUGUCGUACGAGAGCGGGAAGCUCGCGGGUUAUCCAGGCCAACAGGAGAUUGAAAAGCUGUCGUCCACUGUAUCUACAGUGUGGUAUACGCAUGUCGGAGAAGAGUUGAAGACCACCGUCGACAUGUUCUCGACUCCAGGCAGUGUUAUCCUGGUCCACGAAGAUGAAGAGCAACUGAAUCGCGACUAUGCACGCAUUCGUGAACUGGAAUACAAGGAACUUUACGAACUUGAGCCUGAAAAAGAAGCUGAGACGAAGACGAAGACAUCUUGCGGCACUGUAGUGGUGGUGGACCCUUUCUCGACUGGAGCUGUGCUGGCUCACGAGCUUAUGGUCAGAGGCUACGACUGCAUCUGCGUGUACAGUGACCGUCUCGAGAAUAUCGAGAGUGUGGCGAGUCUGGUGCCCGAAGGUCUUACGCUGGAGUUCGCGGCUACUGCUGCGUUUGAAGGGAAUCUGGACCAGACUGUGAGUGCCAUUCGCAGAGCUGCAAAGCAGGUGGCAGACAAGCACAACAAGAAGAAACAGGGAGCGAAGGCCAGUGCAGCAGUGUGUGCCGUGUUUGCUGGCGCAGAACUUGGAGUCAAACUCGCUGAUGCUCUCAUCGAUGUGCUAGGACUGGAAGGAAACGUCUUGGAGCACUCAAACGCUCGACGUGACAAGUAUCUGAUGGGCGAAACGCUGCGCUUGGCUGGUGUGCGUGCUGUGAAGCAGGUGAAGGCAAAGACGUGGGCUGAAGCUGAGGCUUUUAUCACGCAGGAUCUCAAACCAGAACCUUUCGAGGUGGUGCUCAAGCCGCUGGAGAGUGCAGGCACUGAGGACGUCGUUCUGUGUCUAUCGAUAGAGGAGGCCAAACGCACGUUCGACGGCAUCCUCGGCAAGAUAAACGGUCUUGGAAUUCAGAAUGACGCCGUGUUGCUACAGGAAUAUCUGGAAGGUGACGAGUAUGUGGUGGAUACUGUCAGUCGCAACGGAGAGCACAAAGUGGCGGCGAUCUGGAAGUACGACAAGCGCCGUGUGAACAAUGCUGCUUUUGUGUACUUCGGACUGUCCAUGGUGCCUGCUGAGGGUAUCAUCAACGAGAUGAUCGACUACCAGUUCCGAGUUCUCGACGCUCUGGGAAUUCGCAAUGGACCGGCACAUGGAGAGGUGAAGUUCUGCCACGGAUCGCCCGUACUGAUCGAGGUUGGCUCGCGUUGUCAUGGCGGGGAAGGAGCGUGGGUUCCGAUUGCCAACAUUUGCGUGGGCUACAACCAAGUGACUGCAGCUGUCGACAGUAUUUUGGACGGUGAGGCCUUUGCCAAGCUCACCGACCGACCAAGGAAGCUACUGGCGUACGGCUGUGAGGCUAUGCUGGUGUCGUACAAGAACGGCGUCUUGAAGAGCACACCAGGCAUCGCGGAAAUCGAAAAGAUGCCAGCCUUCCUCAAGAAGGAGAUUUUCGUGGCGCCAGGGGACAAUAUGCGUCAGACGGUGGAUAUGUUCACGACACCGGGCAGCAUCAUGCUCACGCACAAGGACCGCAACGUGCUAGAGGGAAGCCUUGCACGUAUUCGUGAGCUGGAGGUUGAAGGAUUGUUCGAGGUGGAGUAGAAUGGUAGAUGAACGAGAGCAACGUCAUGCAAGAUGCACAUGCAGACACGUGGUAGUGGUGGUGUGCGUCUCUUUUUAAUGGAUUUCUUUGAUAUUAUCUAAUCCAUUCGUAAGUUGGUGCUUGGGAUAGUUGGGGGUACCCGUGCAGGUAUACUGAAGCUGAAUCAGCUUAGCUGAUUGAGAUCUUUAAUUGGAGUUUUUUAUUCGCGAUCCCGAAAAAUCAUUUAACCAAUCAUCAACCUCGGAUCAUCAAUCAUAUGACGUGUGUUACCACACCAAAUUGAG